Molecule: messenger RNA, 997 nt
Organism: Phoenix dactylifera (date palm)
Lineage: Eukaryota; Viridiplantae; Streptophyta; Magnoliopsida; Arecales; Arecaceae
Gene: TIP2;2
Product: tonoplast intrinsic protein 2;2
Biological process (GO): water transport; transmembrane transport
Cellular component (GO): plant-type vacuole membrane
Molecular function (GO): water channel activity
Source: RefSeq, a predicted model, not a curated record
GUGCAAAGCAAAGAGGGUAACAGAAGAAGAGGAGCAGUAAUCAAAGAUGGUGAAGCUCGCCUUCGGCAGCAUAGGUGACUCACUUAGUGUGGGGUCACUGAAGGCCUACUUGGCUGAGUUCAUCGCCACCCUCCUCUUCGUGUUCGCGGGCGUUGGCUCUGCAAUCGCUUAUGGGAAGCUGACGGCGGAUGCGGCGCUGGACCCGGCAGGCCUGGUGGCGAUCGCCGUAGCCCACGCCUUCGGUCUCUUUGUGGGCGUCUCGAUGGCAGCCAACAUCUCCGGCGGCCACCUUAACCCUGCUGUCACCUUCGGCCUUGCGGUCGGCGGCCACAUCACCAUCCUCACCGGCAUCUUCUACUGGGUCGCCCAGCUCCUCGGCUCCACCGUCGCCUGCCUCCUCCUCAAGUUCGUCACCGGCGGCGAGGCGAUUCCGACGCACGGGGUGGCGGCGGGGAUGAACGAGGUGGAGGGGGCGGUGAUGGAGGUGGUGAUCACCUUCGGGCUGGUUUACACCGUCUACGCGACGGCGGCGGACCCCAAGAAGGGCUCGCUCGGGACGGUGGCCCCCAUCGCCAUCGGCUUUAUCGUCGGGGCCAACAUACUCGCGGCCGGCCCAUUCAGUGGUGGCUCCAUGAACCCGGCCCGCUCGUUCGGACCGGCGGUAGCUGCCGGGAAUUUCGCCGGCAACUGGGUCUACUGGGUGGGCCCGCUCAUCGGGGGUGGAUUGGCUGGGCUCAUCUAUGGCGACAUCUUUAUUGCGUCCUAUGAGCCGGUUCCGGCCCAGGAAUACCCGUAGAGACGUUGAGGCGAACUGUUGGAAUUAAAAUAUUCUCUCCCUCUCCCUCUCCCUCCCCAUCCCCUCUCGUGUUUUGUGUUUUCUCUCAUGGCAUCAUAAUAAAUGUACAUGUUAGAGUACAUAACGUGGGCCCUGUAGAAUGUAUGUAUGUCAAAAGUGUGAUCGAAUUAAUCAUCACGUCUCUUUGUUUUGAGCUGUCUA